UCAGUGCAGACAAAAGAGAGCUGGAGGUGUUUACCUCCUCCUGUGCAGUGGGUUCCACACGGAUUAUUCAGCCAUUCUUCCCUCAGCAAACUUCAGCAAAAGCUCUGGGAUUUAUGUCACUUUCGACUUUUAUUUUUUUGUUUUACUCUUGGAAGUUCAUGUUUUGCUCACUUUGGACCAGUGGAUCCUAUUUGGACUCGCAUUGAAAUUAUUUUAGCCAUUUAUUUUACAGCCAGCUUUACAUCGUGGUGUUCUCGGGGGCCAGUGGUUAUGUCCCGCAACUGACAUGCAACCUCCGUCCAGACCACAAAACCGGUCCGAUGGCUCGACCGCAGUAACGGCAAGAGGGGAGAGCGAAGGGGAUCCACCACUCGUCGGUGCCGCUGGAGCCCCAGCGCAAAACCCCAGUUCGAAAGACAGCGGCGAGCGGAGCCUUGGCCACCUCGGCUCCACCGGAGAAGGAGAGCCAGACUCGCCGCCCCGGUGCAGAACCAUAGCCACCUCUCCUGUCAACAGCCUAGACGUGUUUCAAAAGAGGUCUAUAUUCAGCUUCUCUCGUCGCUCGUCCAGUGGAUAUUUCUCCUUCGACAGCGACUCGCUACCGAGCUCCCCGCUCUCCCCGAGGCCAGCCACGGUUGAACGAACCACGCAGACCCCGAGCCCCACCAGCCAGGUGAUGAAACACGCCUUGCAGCGCAUGGCGGAGGCGCACGGCGGAGGAGCGAGGAUGCAGCAGCAGCACGAAAGCUCUCCCAGCCCCUCUAGCACACUAAACGCAGCAGGGGACAUGCAGGCGGAGGCAGUCGGACAAGAGCUCCGACGCAUCGGAGACGACUUUAAUAGACUUCUCCUGUUAAGGGGGGUGGCAGGUGGACAUAGACAUGUUGUGAUCCAUCCGAACCAGUUGCCACAAAUCCACCAGGAGCCUGCCGUGCUGUUGUGCAUGGGCCUCCUGCUCCUCGUGAUCGGUCGAAUAAUCUACUACCACGGCAGUACGAACAGCCCGGACCACUCUCAGAUCUCAGUCCAGGAAAAAUGAUCUUGCACUCCUGUCACGCGAGGAUCCAGCAUGCCACAGACUCAUGACCUGUGUGGGACACAACUGGGCCAAAUUUUUGGCACACAAUGUUCAGAAUCUACUGUUUUAUCCAACUUUCUGUUACCAUGAAAUACACGUCUUCUUAGAGUCAACUGUACAUCAGCAUUUUCAGCCACAUAAAUGUAUUAUGUCUAAAUUUUGUACUAAAUCACACAGAUACAGAGUUUUACAAGUAAAGCCCGAUUCAGACUAGAUUAAGAUUCCAGGGAGAGGUGAGGUGGGUAAUGAAAUAUUUGCUGUGGUCCUCAGCUACUAACCUGCUUGUCCAGGAUAAUAUUCAUGCUGUUGACAAAUUCCAGUAUUUGGUUUGUAGAAGACAGAAAUAAUCUGAGGGACAAUCAUUAUCACCAGAAAAGUAGAUCUCUGCUUGCAAAAACAAAUAAUUGGGACUGUAUAUAAUUCCUGUGGCAGGGGAAGAAUAAAGCGCUCUGGACUGAUCAGCAGGUAAAAUAUUAAAACUACCCAACUUGCCCUGAAAAUGAAUUAAGUUUGAAUGUAGCUUAAUAUUGUAUUUGUCUGCAUUAAUCAUAAAGUGUCAAUUUUGUUUUGUGUCAUAUUCUAAUACCCUGCAUCAAGUUUUAUCUACAGCAGCUCCUGCUUCAUCAAAUAUGUAAUCAGGUAUCAGUAAUCCAGAUUUUUAUUCCUUCAAAGGUACGUUAAGUAGAUGCACAAAGAUUGCUGAAGUUUUUUGAACAAACAUGCAUAUUAUAGAAAUUUCUAGUCUUGGAAAAUUGCAAAAUUAAUGUUUUAUCCAUGGAUUUCAAGAGUACUUUACAACUUAUUAAACAGCAAUUGGUACACAAUAGACAGUAUAACUUGUUCAUGUGUAAAGUGAACCUGCCCAGAUAGAUGUUUAUAAAAUUUUUUUAAAACUGAACCACUGAUAUUAGUGUAUUGAUACUGUGCCAACCUCUGAGUGACUGAUACUCUAGCUUUCCUUUAUACAGGAAAGCCUGUGUGUUUCUGUAACCACUACAGCCACUAGGCACAUGGUCCUCCACACACAUACACACACUAAAGUGUUUCAUGAAAUAUAUCCAAGAAUUAUCCAAAUACUAUCUGUGUACAUGGAUUCCUAGAGAAAAAAAAAAAAAAAGACAGUAAAAAGCAUUAAGAGGCUUCAUUUUCCUCUUUGCUCCGGUUGUAUUCAGCAUUAAAAACCAAAGAUUUUGCACGUUAAUGUUCAGAAGCAGGAGCAGAUUAUUUCACUUGUUAAUGCAACGAUGAGAUUUUAAUACUUGUUACUGAGCUGCCCAAUUAGUGAAACUCAAAAGAACAACACGAUGAACAAAAUGAACAAUCAAAUUAUGUCAAUCAUUUAAACAUUUUCUCACAUUCUGCCUUUUGCAUUUACAAGCCUUAGUUCGACGACGUUUCAAUAUUCAAAGCAGCUUUUUCUGUAGUGAGUGAUCAAACAGUACCGUCUUCCACCGUUCUCCGUCUCAGCCUCUGGAUUUACCAUUAGCAGCCGGACUGAUGUAGCUGACAUGUGUUGGUUUGUUGACAAGGUCAUGGUAUCCGUUUAUUAGUGCAGUGAUUCAGACCCAGCCAAGUCUCCUCACGCCUGCCAGGUCAUUAAACACUCUGAGAGAGAGAGAGAGAGAGAGAGAGAGAGAGAGAGAGAGAGAGAUUUCUGGACAGAAACCAAACACUGAAUAACACAGAGUCAAAGAGGGGUUUUUGUUACUGACUGGUUACAGCAAACAGUGGUGAUACGGGCUUCAGAUUACGUACAUUUAUUCUUAUCUUUGUGCUCAUUAAAACAUAUCAGUUCUGGUCACUGUAAUUUUUUAUUUAUUAGGUCUUGGCUUGUGAUUACUAAAAUGCAUGAUAGCAGUUACAGCUGAUUUAACUGAAGCAGAGCGACGAUACCCAGCUUGUGAAAACCUUAUAUGCAAAAAAUAUGAAAUACCUGGAGGAUGCUGUUUGAAAUACGUCAGUUUCUUUAGUUAGCUGUUCAGUUUUAGGUGUUCAAAGAUACAGUGUUGAACAAGAAUUAUGCAAGGAAAAAAAAAAUGACCCAAGCACCUUAAAUGGCUAAGAGUAUAUGCAUGUUCAGCAUGAGGGAUGCGCUGUGCUGCUCUUUAUCUUAGGUGGGGGAACUUGACCAGAUGUGCAAUUGCCAAACCAACCAGUGACUCCUCAACAGUGAAGCCUUCUGUCUUGUAAAACCGAAAACACUUCAGAUAAAGCAUUAAUCUCCCAAACAGGACUAUUUAUAACCCAGACUGGGUGUGGGUUCGCCAUUUUCUGCCCAUUGAGCUACGCAGUAGUAAACAUCAAACACUGUAUUUUAAUGUUGACCAAAGAGAUUUGCGCCAUCCUGUAUGUUGUUUUGAUCGGUACCAAUCAAUCAGAAAGUCAGAAUAUGUUCAUUCAGGAAUCGCAUUUAAAACUUUGCUCUUUAUUGGAAGUUCAUCUGUUUCACAUUGCGGAUACUGUUUUGUUAUUUGUGUCACAUGUGCUGGAUUUAAUCGUCUAAAACAAAUUAGUUCCGCUCCGUGUGAGGCUACCCACACAGGAACAGCAAAUCAGAACAGCAACAGAAGUUUUGUUGUAACACAAUCAAUAACUAAAUUCAUCUGAGUAUGUUUGAGUCACUCCUGGGUGUUUCCGUUGUCCUGUCAACAGCCAUUCAUCACAGAUUAAGUGUGAUCCUGGCUUUCAUCAUUCCCAAAAUCUCAUUCCAGCAACUCUGUAACCUGUGAAAUCACAUUUUUUUUUUUUAAUGGUUAAAUCAGCUGUUCAGCCUCAAGAGUUUCAUUCUCUAACAUCCUACUCUGAGACGAUGGAUUAGUGUCAGGUUGUCAGCUCAGUAACUGAAGCUUGUUGACACAUGUUUUUGCACGCAUAAAGUACAUGGUGGAGACUUGGAUGAUUUAUUUCUGUGGAUAAAAUCGACAGAAGAACCUGCUUUUGUACAGAUGUCGAAACUUCACGAGCUGAUCCACCUCUCACGUGAAAACAGUCUCACAAAAAUAAUGUGUGAAAGACAGAAUCAGUCAGAAAACAGUUGUAAACGAUGGAUUAAACUCAGAGGCGGGGCCACAAUCUGAUUGGCAACCCAACAUUACUUGUUGGAAAGUCAGUCAAACAACCACAAAGGGAUACAGGACAACCACAAAGACACACAAACUACCACUGCACCACAUUCAAAGGGUUUUUUAAAACCCUUUAAACCUGCCCCUGGGUAAACCUACUUUUGCCCAAUUUUAAUUCAUCAGUCACUAAAGUUUAAAACUUCAUUACGUCCACAUUUUCUUUUCACCACGCUGUAUCACACUACUUUCUGUUUCUAGUCGUGUUUCCUCCUUGUCAUUCGUUUCCUGGUAGAGAUUCAUGUAAAAGAAGAUGAAACAUUUCAGAUUAGUGACACACAAUAUUCUUUUGGAGAUGCAAACGUUUCACGCUCGUCUUCCUGUGUACCAAAUUUACUCGCUUUGCUUUUCCGCCGCUGUGACACUGAGAGCGCUGUGACUGCAUGUUGAUUUGUGAUAUUGUGCCAUGUGAAACCUUAGACCUCAUUUUGAAGUACUGUAUUAGAGCUGGAGUGUGAGAGGAGAGCAUGGCAGGGAGGAAACCGAAAGAUGAAUUACCGUCUUCUGAAACUGAUAUGGAAACCUGGUUAUGUGUUGAUUCAUCACCUAACUUUAGUAGGUGUUGCAGCACAGAAACAGUUGUGUGACAUUUUACUUUUACUGGCUGGCGAAUUGUAUUUGUUUGAGCUUCGAGGAUUAAUGGAACAGGAGAAUCAUUCAAAGUCAAUGAUCUGUCCACAGGAAAAGCAACAUUUAUACUUCUUACUGUUUUUUUCAUUGGAUCUGUUAAAAAGUUAAAACACAUGAAGUAUAGGGGGCCCAGAGAGACUGUGGUGUGUUGUGCUUUGCUGCAAAUGCUGUACAGAAAUGCAACUAUUGGAGCCUGUUUGUGCAGAAAUAGAAACAAACUAAUAUGAACGACUCCAAACGACCCAGUUCAAAUGUAGCAAUGAUUUUUUUUUUUUGUUUAUACUGUUUAUACCAUUUGCAAUAUUGUAAUUAUGCUGUUUUAAUUGCUGUAAAUAAAGCAUUUUCAUCUUUUUACAUUUAA
Molecule: messenger RNA, 5188 nt
Organism: Seriola dumerili (greater amberjack)
Lineage: Eukaryota; Metazoa; Chordata; Actinopteri; Carangiformes; Carangidae
Gene: bcl2l11
Product: BCL2 like 11
Exons: 5
Coding region: 287-1039 (250 amino acids)
Source: RefSeq, a predicted model, not a curated record